Molecule: messenger RNA, 2853 nt
Organism: Rangifer tarandus platyrhynchus (Svalbard reindeer)
Lineage: Eukaryota; Metazoa; Chordata; Mammalia; Artiodactyla; Cervidae
Source: the annotation of a GenBank genome assembly
AUGACUCGAAGUGGGUCGCAGCCUCUUCUUGCUCUGCUGCUCCAGCUCUGCCAGAUGCCCACGCGGGAGACCAUUUUCGAGGUUUGGUUUGGAGUCUCGGAGCCGAGGACUCCCGUAGACGGGAGGGAACUGAGGUGCAUGUGUGUGCGGGAGCGCACAGCCCUGGAGCCGGCGGCCCCGAGCUAUCGCCAAAGCGGCGCAAUAGCCCCGGCAGGCCAGGAAUCUCCGCACUACCGAGCCCGCGUGUGCAACCGGGCGUGCGUGGGCGCAGCCAGCCACUGCGCAGGCGCGGACACGCUCCCCACCUCGGCCUCCGCGCGGCGCUCUGGGCGAGCGCGCGCCCCCGGCGGGUUCCGCUCCCGACAGGCGGAGGGCUGCGCGCGCACGAGAGCCGGCCGUGACGUGCGCCGCGCUACGCCCGACGUCACGGGUCCGUGUGUAGUGGCGGCCGGGCUACCCUCAGCAGAGGCUCCCGACGAGGGUGGUGCGGUCGCUGGGUGCGGUGUUCGGGGGUCCUGCGGCCCGCAGCGGCGGCGGCGACGACGACUACUACCGGGAGGCCCGGUGCUCCCGGCCGCGGAGUCGUCUCUCCUGCCCCUUCUCCGGCCUCGGAGGCGCCCGGCCCGCGGCUUCCUCCUUUUCUGCCCAGCUUCCCGCGGGCCUCUGGGCCGCGCCGGCGAGAAGGAACGAGGGGCGCCGAGAGGCCCCGGCCGGCCGCCGCGGUCCACGAGUCCGCCGCUGCGCCCGGCGCGGGCUCCAUGUGAAGGAGGGCCGGGCCUGGCCCCCCGGCCCGCGCCCGACUCCUCGUGCGCCCCUCCGGUCCCCGGGGGCCCGCAGCCUCCCUCGACCGGGGGGCGCAGUGACAGGCCGCGCGGGGGCGGAGGGGUGGGUCUGCGGCUCCAUACGUCCCCGCGGAGCGGCGGGAACCUGGUGGGAAGAGGAUUCUGGAAGUGUAGUUUGAACGUGAAAGUUGUCAUGGUACAGACUGUCACAGAGGAUGAUCAGCAAGCUUUGAACUCAAUCAUGCAAGAUUUGGCUGUUCUGCAUAAGGCCAGUCGACCAGCAUUAUCCUUACAGGAAACCAGAAAAACAAAAUCCUCAUCACCAAAAAAGCAGAAUGAUGUCCGAGUCAAAUUUGAACACAGAGGAGAAAAAAGAAUCCUUCAGUUCCCCAGACCAGUUAAACUGGAAGACCUGAGGUCUAAAGCUAAAAUUGCCUUUGGACAGUCUAUGGAUCUGCAUUAUACCAAUAAUGAGUUGGUAAUUCCAUUAACCACCCAAGAUGACUUGGACAAGGCUGUGGAACUGCUGGAUCGUAGUAUUCAUAUGAAGAGCCUCAAAAUAUUACUUGUAAUAAAUGGAAGUGCACAGGCUACUAAUUUAGAGCCAUUGCCAUCACUAGAAGAUUUGGAUAACACAGUAUUUGGAGCAGAGAGGAAAAAAGGACUUUCUGUAGUAGGUCCCACUAGUAGAGAUAGAAGCUCCCCUCCCCCUGGAUACAUUCCAGAUGAAUUAAACCAGGUUGCCCGGAAUGGGUCAUUUACCAGUAUCAACAGUGAAGGAGAGUUCAUUCCAGAGAGCAUGGACCAAAUGCUGGACCCAUUAUCUUUAAGCAGCCCUGAAAAUUCUGGCUCAGGAAGCUGUCCAUCACUUGAUAGCCCUCUGGAUGGAGAGAGCUAUCCAAAAUCACGAAUGCCUAGGGCACAGAGCUACCCAGAUAAUCAUCAGGAAUUUUCAGACUAUGAUAACCCUAUCUUUGAAAAAUUUGGAAAAGGAGGAACAUAUCCAAGAAGGUAUCAUGUUUCAUAUCACCAUCAGGACUAUAAUGAUGGUCGUAAAACUUUCCCGAGAGCUAGAAGGACCCAGGGGACCAGCUUCCGAUCUCCUGUGAGUUUCAGUCCUACUGACCACUCCUUAAGCACUAGUAGUGGAAGCAGCAUCUUUACCCCAGAGUAUGAUGAGAGCCGAAUAAGAAGGAGGGGAAGUGACAUAGACAACCCUACUCUGACUGUGAUGGACAUUAGCCCACCCAGCCGCUCACCUCGUGCUCCAACCAACUGGAGAUUGGGCAAAUUACUUGGCCAGGGAGCCUUUGGCAGGGUCUACCUCUGUUACGAUGUUGAUACAGGAAGAGAAUUGGCUGUUAAGCAAGUUCAGUUUGACCCAGAUAGUCCUGAGACCAGCAAGGAAGUAAACGCACUUGAGUGUGAAAUUCAGUUGUUGAAAAACUUGCUGCAUGAGCGAAUUGUUCAGUAUUAUGGCUGUUUGAGGGAUCCCCAAGAAAAAACACUUUCCAUAUUUAUGGAAUAUAUGCCAGGGGGCUCCAUUAAGGACCAAUUAAAAGCAUAUGGAGCUCUUACUGAGAAUGUGACCAGGAAAUACACCCGUCAAAUUCUUGAGGGAGUUCAUUAUUUGCACAGCAAUAUGAUUGUUCAUAGAGAUAUAAAAGGUGCAAAUAUUCUGCGAGAUUCAACAGGCAACGUCAAACUAGGAGAUUUUGGGGCCAGCAAACGGCUUCAAACCAUCUGUCUUUCAGGGACAGGAAUGAAGUCUGUCACAGGCACACCAUACUGGAUGAGCCCUGAAGUGAUUAGUGGAGAAGGCUAUGGCAGAAAAGCAGAUAUCUGGAGCGUGGGCUGUACUGUGGUAGAAAUGCUAACUGAAAAGCCUCCUUGGGCCGAGUUUGAAGCGAUGGCUGCCAUCUUUAAAAUCGCCACUCAGCCAACGAACCCAAAGCUGCCACCUCACGUCUCAGACUACACUCGAGAUUUCCUCAAACGGAUUUUUGUAGAGGCCAAGCUGAGACCGUCCGCUGACGACCUUCUGAGGCACAUGUUUGUGCACUGUCACUAG